CUGUGGUUUUGUGUGGUGGCACAUCUCGAGCCAUUUUAAACAAUGUUUUCCAAGGUUAUCUGAGUGAUCGACUAAAUGCUCUGUCUGGGUCAGUAACUAGACCAUAGGAGCCAUCAGAGCAUGUCCUGCAGUACCAUAAGAGGCAACCGCUGGAUGAAUUAACGUUACUGUGCUUCUGGGUGCAAGAAAUCUAGUAGCUACGCUAACGUUUCCUGCCUGGAUCCGCUAGGUUAGCUAGCGAACGCUGACGCUACGUGUCAGAGGAUGUAUUCAUCAUUUCUGCAUAAAGACUAUAAUUAUGAUCAUUUAAAAGUGAGCGCAGGAGGUUUACAGAUGUAGAAGUCAUUUGGAUCUCAUUUCUACAAACCGAUCUCCCUCAGACCUCCCUGGACAGCUGGGCUAAAGGAUAUCAUUAUGAACAGGUUUCUCCUCCAUGCUGUUAAAGUAAGGACAGGGCUGAAAUGUUUCAGAGGUUUCAGUGUAAACAUGGAAUCUGGAUAUCGACAAGCUAAUGUGGUUAUCUUGCACAAGGAUCUUGCAGAUGACUUUGAGGCGUUCUGCCGUGCAAAUCACAGCCCCCUGCCUCUGCUGUACAGGAGCAAGCCUGGAGAAUGGGGCUGCCCUCCUCUCGCUUCACAAGCAAAUAUCAGAGAGGACUGUCCGCAGUACUGUGUGUUUGAGAAAGGGGUGCUGGUAAACAAAGUAGCCAGUUUAGCCCCCUACACCACUCAGCUUCAGGACAUGGUUACAUUCUACCUGGGCUGCAGCUUCAGUUUCGAGCAAGCUCUGGAGAAAGCCAAUGUUCCAGUGCGAAACGUUCAGCAGGGACGAAAUGUUAGCAUGUUCAGAACAUCAGUGCCUUGUGUCAGAGCCGGGCCAUUUCACUGCCCCAUGGUGGUAUCGAUGCGGCCAAUCCCACAGGACAAGCUGGACUCUGCUGCUCAGUGCACACACCACAUUCCACAGGCUCAUGGAGGCCCAGUCCACAUAGGGCACCCAGCUCUGCUGGGUAUUAAAGACCUUUCUCAGCCUGACUACGGAGACUCAGUGGAGUGCCAGCCUGAGGAUGUACCUGUGUUUUGGGCCUGUGGGGUUACUGGAGCAGAGGCUGUUCAGAGCACCAAACCUGCUCUGGCCUUUACACACUCUCCAGGCUGCAUGUUUCUCACUGAUAAAGAGGAGGCCACUGUUUCUCUUCAGGACUCGGAUUCAGUUGAGAGCCCUUUGACUUUCUGCAUUUCCCAGAAUCCCCUACACUACAGUAUGGCUAGUAAGCUGGCAGUUCAGCGAGUUCGAGCAGUUGAGGAGCUUAUAGGAGAAGAUCCAGGUCAGAGGGGGAUCCGUGCACUAUUUGUGCAGGAUGAGCUGCUGAGGGCGUCUUUGUCUCUGUCCCACUCUUCCUCUGUGCUCAUCUCCACUGGCUUUCCCACACACUACAUGCACGACCCCCCAGAAGAGACGGAUGGACCCCCUGGAGCCAUCGCUAUGGCUGCUAUGCUCCAAACCCUCAACAAACACGUUGUUAUAGUGAGUGACCAGCGGGCCCUUGAGAUGAAUCGAAAGAUCAUGCAGGAUUCUGUCGGCAAAGGUGUGAUAAAAAGUGCAGUGCCAAUCAUAAGCUUUGAGGGCAGCGGCCUUGAUGCAUCUUUGCAGUUUCUCUGCCAUGAUGGUGAUCCCUCAAAGCCCAGGUAUGACCACUUGGUGGCGAUAGAGCGCAGUGGGAGAGCCACUGAUGGAAACUACUACAAUAUGAGAGGAAUAAACAUCAAACACUUGGUGGAUCCUGUAGAUGAUCUCUUCACCACAGCCAGUACUGUCCCAGGCAUCACCACCACAGGUAUUGGAGAUGGUGGGAAUGAGUUGGGUAUGGGGAAGGUGAAGGAGGCGGUGAAGUCCUACAUGCCGGGUGGCAGUCUCAUUGCCUGUGACGUGGCCGCUGACUUCGCCAUUACAGCAGGAGUGUCUAACUGGGGUGGCUAUGGAGUGGCCUGUGCCUUGUACAUCCUCAACCAGUGUGCCAUACAUCGCCGCUAUGUGCAGAAAGGACUGGGGCUGAGUCCCACAGACGAACAACGCAAUCUCUGGGCUGCUAGCCUGCCGUCCAUUAGCAAGGAGGAGGACAUGCUCCACAUUCUGGUGAAGUACGGGGUACGCAGUGGAAAAACAGCAAACCUUGGGCUGGAAGUAGACGGUCUGACCUUUCAUCCCACCCACUCUGACAUCAUACAGCGCCUCAGGGACCUUACCCUGGAGAAUGUGCCACAAGAAUGAUGUCAUCAAAGCAGCCCACAUGCACUUAACUAAAACUUAGCUGUUUGUUAUGCAACAUUAUUCUAUGAAAUCGAGCGUAAAAGAAAAAGAAAGAAAAAAAUGUCACUGCCGUCAGAAAAGCUGUCCUAGUUCUGUUACCAGAAGUGAAUAUAAGUAAAACGCUGCUACAGGACAGUGCUUUGUUAUUUUUGAUAUUGUCCCUUAAGUAUUGAUUUGUAUUAAAAUCAAAGAAAAUCACAGUGGUUUUUAACUACUAAAUUAAAUCUUCCUAAAUAUAUCCUAACUUUAAACAAAAGUUAGCUGUUUGGCCAACUAAUUAACUACCGAGCAACGAUGAUGACUAUUUCACUAUUAACACUAUUCUCUGUUAACUCUGUGUGUCUGAAACCAAUAAUUAGUAUUAUUAAAUAUUACUGUGAUUA
Messenger RNA from Astyanax mexicanus (Mexican tetra), 2693 nucleotides. It is a transcript of the gene dglucy, whose product is annotated as D-glutamate cyclase. The transcript has 13 exons. Gene Ontology annotation, biological process: glutamate metabolic process. Bases 415 to 2271 code for a protein of 618 amino acids. The record is from RefSeq and is a predicted model, not a curated record. Gene Ontology annotation, molecular function: D-glutamate cyclase activity. Lineage: Eukaryota; Metazoa; Chordata; Actinopteri; Characiformes; Acestrorhamphidae.